AAAAAGAUAAUUUGUCAAAAUAUAUUGCUUGCACGCGCACAUUGUUUACUUUUGUAAACGCGUUGUACUAAAACAAUCCCGUAUAUAAAUAACAUUUAACGAGUUAUAUUCAGUAACAUAACAGUCCCUUAGCCUAAUGCAUGUCAGGUAUAAAAGUUCACUGUACAACAUAAAAAUUUGUGUUUUCAACGACGUCACAAGUGUGAUUUUUAUAUGGUUGGUCGGUGGGUCUCCUGAAGGCUGGUUAGAAAUGUUAACUAUUAAAGCGUUAAUAUUGACUGCAUAUGUAUACUAUUGUGAAGGAACAUCGAGAGCUGCACUGAACGAUCGACCUAUUAUCGGCGUGUUAUCACAAGAACAAUCUAAACAUCUUCAUUCGAAGUUUCCUGACGAAAACUAUACGAGUUACAUCGCUGCGUCAUACGUGAAGCAUGUUGAAGCUGCGGGAGCACGAGUUGUGCCAAUUCUCAUUGGAAAGAACCGCAAAUAUUAUGAGGAUCUUAUGAAAAAAAUCAAUGGGGUAUUUCUUCCAGGAGGCGCCACAUUCUUCAAUCAGUCGAAUGGAUUUGCCGAUGCUGGACAGCAUAUUUACGAGAUAGCUCAAGAAAUGAAUAGAUCGGGAGACUAUUUCCCAAUUUUUGGCACUUGUUUGGGAUUUGAAUUACUAAUAAUACUCGCAUCUGGAAGAGGGGAGAAGGAAAAUAGAGUCAAAUGUUAUUCGUUUCGGAAUUUAUCGCUCAACUUUACAAAGGACUUUCGUAGCAGUAAAAUGUUUAAAGAUGCUACUGAAGACAUUAUCAGAAUUCUUGAAACUGAAGAUAUCACUGUCAACGCGCACCAAUUUUGUAUACUCGACGAAAAUUUGAAAUCUCAUAACUUGACUAAAGACUGGCGAGUUACGUCACACAGUAAGGACGACAACGGGACAUCGUUUAUAGCAACUAUUGAACACACCAGGUAUCCCUUCUAUGGAGUUCAAUUUCACCCCGAAAAGAUCGCCUACGAAUGGAAGGCAUCUAAAAAUUACCCACACACAAUGAACGCGUUACACACAAAUCGAUAUUUCAUGGACUUUUUCGUAAGUGAAUGUAGGAAAAAUAACCACCGAUUCCCCAGUACGAAGGAGGAAAAUGAUUACUUAAUAUAUAAGUAUGUACCAGUUUUUACAGGUGAACUUGGGAGUUCGUACCAACAGUGUUAUUUCUUUGAACCUAGAGGUGUUGAUACUAAAUAUAACUUGGAUCUUUUAAAGGAUAAACAUGAUUCGUACUAUAGAACGGAUUUGUAUUGAUAUUUUGUAUCGAAUAUUUAAUCAUUUAUUUUCAUUCACAUUUCCAUGUCAAAUUUCACAAAAUAAUAUUAUUGAAUUUGGAUUGGAUGAUAUUUUUUUACUAACAUAAUUUUAACACACAAAAUCUGGAAUUAAUUGCUAGUCAUAAUCGUUUAUUAUAGGGACAGAAAAAUGUUAAAAAUGUUGUAGAGGAAUAGUUUACACAUUGCCCCAUCAUAUCAAAGAUUCUGUUAAUUUCCUAAAUGGUCUCUCUGUGUGGGAAGAGAACUACCGUUCUCUCCGGGAAUGGAGGGCGUUGCUAAAUUACUCUUUUUUAGGUUAAUAGCACUGUAACUUCAUUAUAGUCUUGAUACGUUUAAUACAAAAACAAUUAAAGGGUUAACAUGGAAAUAAAUGAAACGACGCGUAGCAAAUAAUAAUUAUUUAUGUGUCGGCACAGACAAUGAAUCGUCAACUUGUGGAGACAUAAUUUCACUGCCUUUGUUAUAAUAUAUCCGCAAUUGUAGAGAACUUUAAAAAAAAUAUUGUUAUUUGUUCAAAACAAACUUAGGUUUGGUAUACCAUUAUUAAAACUAUAUAUUUAUCUUAGCAUAGAUUAUAUACUUAGUUGAUACUAGGUCUGACAAAGAAGUUUUACUGUGAUUAUUAAAUUAAAUUAAUUUUACCU
Molecule: messenger RNA, 1958 nt
Organism: Pieris napi
Lineage: Eukaryota; Metazoa; Arthropoda; Insecta; Lepidoptera; Pieridae
Product: gamma-glutamyl hydrolase A-like
Exons: 7
Coding region: 137-1291 (384 amino acids)
Biological process (GO): tetrahydrofolylpolyglutamate metabolic process
Cellular component (GO): vacuole
Molecular function (GO): gamma-glutamyl-peptidase activity
Source: RefSeq, a predicted model, not a curated record